AUGCGCCCCCCGUCCGGCCCGCGGCCCGAAACGACGCGCGCGCAGGUGCCGCGGUCGCGGCGGUGGCUCGCCGCGGCGCUCGACGCGCUCGAGGCGGGGCUCGCCGCGAGGGACGACGAGGGCCGCUACCGCGGCCCGCUCUUCGUGGGUGGCGCCGACGAGGAGGACGAGGCCCCUAAAAGGAACGACGAGUGCACCCUGCAAGACCUGCCGCGGCUCCUCGACGCGGUCCUGGCGAAGCUGCACCACCUCCACGUCGACGACGACGUCGACGUGGCCACGUUCUACGACGCGGCGCCGCGCGGGCCCUCCCUCGUGAGGCGGCUCCUCGAGCGCGUGCGCCGCGCCUGCCCCGCCGCCUCCGUCGACGGCGGCGCGCCGCGGCCCGCGACGCCGGCGGGCGAGCCGAUCCGCGUCGGGUUCUUCAGCGGGCGCCUGCGGCGGUCGCCGGCCGUCCGGUUGGCCGUCGCGGCGGCGGCGGCGCUGGGCAGGGACGGCGCGUUCCGGACGGUCGCGUGCUGCUUCCCUACGAGUCCCGCGGACGAGUGGACGCGCGCGGCCCUCGCCGCGUUCGCCGAGGCCGCGCCGCUGCCCGCCGACGGCCCGGGCGCGGCGCGGGUGCUGGUGGAGGCGCGCCUAGACGUGUUGCUGUUCGUGGACCUGCCGCUCGACGCGCGUGCGCUGCCGUUCGCCUCGAAACGCUUCGCGCGCGUCCAGGCCGCGCUCGUCUGGGCGCACUUCGGGGGGAGCCCGGGCCUGCCGCAGCUCGACUACUACCUCGGGCUCGACGGCGCCGCCGACCAAUCCAAGUUCGCGGAGCAGGUCGUGCGGCUCCGUCCCAUGACGCUGCCCCCGGACCCGCCGGCGCUGGGCGAGCGCGAACGGAGGCGCGGCGCGGACGCGGAGGCGCGGCGCCGGCUCCGGCGGCGGCACGCGGCGCCCGACGCGCACCUGUUCGUCGUGCCCGCGGCGCUCGACCGGCUGGCGCACCCCGCGGGCGACGGCGCGCUGGCGGCGGUGCUCGCCGCGGACCCGAAGGCCGUCGUCGUGGUCGCCGCCGCGAAGGCGCCCUCGGAGGACUUCCCCGACCGCGCCGACGAGCCCCCCGCGGCGGCGCCGCCCGUCGCCGCGGCCCUCCAGCGGCGCAUUUGCACGAGCGGCGGCUGGAGCCUGGCGUCCGAGGCGUGCGGCCGCCUCCGCGUGCUCCGUCCGCUCCCGGUGUCGGAGCUGCGCGCGCUCGCGCGGGCGUCGGUCGCCGUCCUCGACCCGACGGUCGCGGGCCACGCGGACGGGCUCCUCCUCGCCGCGCAGGAGCACGCGCCCGUCGUGUCGCGGCGCUCCGGCGUCGUCGACGCGCUCGCGGGCCGGGGCCAGGCCCUGGUCGCGGACGACGACGCCGCGUUCGGGCGGGCGGCGCUCCGCCUCGCGACGCAGAGGGACCUGCGGCGCACCGCGGUCGCGGCCGCGCGGGCCAACGCCGACGUGCUCUUCGGGGGCGACGCCGGCGGGGACGCGGACGACCUCCGCGCCUUCCUCGCGGCCGCGGCGGGCCGCCACCCCCUCGCCGCGGCGCGCGCGGCGGCCGCGCUGCGCCGCCGCGCGGCGCUGGUCGUCGCGGCGGCCGUCGCGGCAGCCGUUGCGGCGGCGUUGACCCUGCGAGCGCUGCGCCGUCGCGAAGGCCCCCCGCCAGCGCCGCGGCGGCGCCGGGCGAAGGGCCGCCUGUGA
Molecule: messenger RNA, 1725 nt
Organism: Pelagomonas calceolata
Lineage: Eukaryota; Pelagophyceae; Pelagomonadales; Pelagomonadaceae
Source: the annotation of a GenBank genome assembly